GUACAGUAGCCUUGAAGUGAUAAGCGAUAAGCAACAUAUCACAAAUCUGUUUAUGUCUGAGAAAAAUAGACACCUGUAAUUAUUCCUGCAACACUAAAUUUGGAGUAAAAAUAACAAACAAAAAAAAUAUAAUAAUCUAAAUUAGGCAUUACAAUUUUGAAGCCUUUAAAUAAAUUUGGACUUUGUAAUAAUUAUAAUUGAUAAUCAAUAUAAAAAUUAAUUAAUAAAAAAUGGCUCAAUGUCAACCACUGAUAAGUCGUUUAGUUGCUUCAUCAGUAACAGCAGCAGCUCAAGCUGGUAAAAUAAUUCGUGACAUACUUAAUCAAGGUGAAUUAAAUAUUAUUGAUAAGGGUAAAAAUGAUCUUCAAACAGAAGCUGAUAGAUCAGCCCAAAAAUGUAUUAUUGAAUCAUUGAGUCGUCAAUAUCCUGAUGUUACAAUAAUUGGUGAAGAAGGUUCAUCAAGAUGUGAAGUACCAUCUGAUUGGAUUGUCACUGAUAUGGAUCAAGAUGUAUUAAAUUUAAAAUUACCAAAAGAACUUGAAAAUAUAUCUGCCAAGGAUAUUUGUGUUUGGGUUGAUCCUCUUGAUGGAACUUCUGAAUUUACUCAAGGACUUGUUGAUCAUGUAACAGUAUUGGUUGGUGUAGCAAUUGGUUCACGAGCAAUUGGUGGUGUUAUACAUCAACCAUUUUACAAUAAUAAUUCAUCACUUGGUAGAACACUUUGGGGUAUUGUUGGUAGUGGAAUUGGUGGUUUUACACCAAUAUCACCAAUUGAAGGUAAAAGAAUAAUAACAACAACACGUUCACAUUCAAAUAAAAUUGUACAAAAAGCACUUGAUGCUAUGGAACCAGAUGAAAUAAUACGUGUUGGUGGUGCUGGACAUAAAGUUAUGCUUUUACUUGAGGGUAAAGCACAUGCAUAUGUAUUUGCAAGUUCUGGAUGUAAACGUUGGGAUACAUGUGCACCAGAAGCUGUACUUAAAUCAGCUGGUGGUAAUUUAACUGAUUUAUAUGGUGAAUUAUAUUCAUAUGAUGCUAAUACAAAUUAUCAAAAUACAAAAGGUGUUAUUGCAACAGCACCUGGACAACAACAUUCUUGGUAUAUUUCACGUAUUCCAGAAUCGGUUAAACAAGAUAUUUAAUUUAUAUAAUGGAUCUUUCUUUUUCUUUUGUUCCUUUUAAUAUUUUAUGAAUAAUAAAAAAUAGUAUUGAUAUCAUUGUUAUAUGAAAAAUUUAUUAAUUUAUAUAAAUAAUAUUUUUUUUUAAUCAAUUAUUAUUUACCAAACAUUAAAAUGAAUUUUGAAUUAUUUUUUUAUCAACAUUAAAUGAUUAUUUUGUUUGCAAUUAUUUCUUUAAACUGUAAAUAAUUCAUUGGUGUUUAUAUCAUUUAAUUAUGCAGGUAAAUAUUAAAAAUAAUAUUAUAAAAUAAAUUCAAUUUUAUUUAUUUUAUAAUGUAAAAAGAAAAAAAAAAAAAAAACAUAAUUGCAGAGCACUCUUUUCUCCCACUGAUCAGAAAUUUGUUAUUAUAUUAUAAUUAAUUAUCUUUUUAUAAAUAAUUUACAAAAAAAAUAAAAACAUAUUGCACAUUUAAUGUGCUUUAGGUUUUGCUGAUUUUACUUUUUUUAAUUUUUUCAGUCCAUUUAUGUUUGAUUUUAAAUGAGUCCAAUAUGCCUGCUGGAAUUUAUUAACAUCCUUGGAAUGAAUCUAAAUAAAAUAAACAUAAUAUAUAGCUUAUAUUGUUAUCAAAAAAUAAUAAUUUAAUUUUAACUUACAAUUGUUGAUAUUUUUUUUGAACGUAAUGCUGCUCUGACUAAACAAAGGUAUUCUGUUGGUUUUGGUAGAGGUGGUUUACCAUCUCUUGGAACUGGUUUAUUAUGUCCAUUAUCUAUAAUUAAAAAAUUUAAUAAUUAUUAAUAAUUCAUCAAAGAUAAUAAUAGUAAUAAUUAUAUUAAUAAAUAUUUUCUUACAUCUUUUUAUUGUCAAAGUAACUGAGCCUGACAAUCUUGACUUGUCAAACAAUUUUGUUAAUUCACUAAGGAACUGAAAUUAAAGAAAAAAAAACAAUUAAAUUUACGUUAAAAUAAUUAAUAAUUUAAAUGGUUAUGUCUGAUUGAAAAAUCUGUGAUGUUGUCGCGUUGUUGAACAACAAAAAGAUCCAACUGGCUCCACCUGUCUCAACAAUCUCCACGUUGCUUCAAAACAAUUUUUAAUUGUCAAAAAAAAAGGAGAGACAAAAUUUGUUUCUAUAAUUAAUAAUAGAACAAUGGAAAAUUGUGUCAAGGUUGUUGUAUCAAAAAACAAUGAGUGUAUAUUUGAUAAAUCAACAAAUAAAUCAUACAAUGACAUGUCAGGUCUUGUUGAUAAUUUAAAAAAAAUGCAACAUGAUGUCAAUGAUUUUUUGACAACACUUGUCAAUAAAGAGCAUGUUGUCAAAG
Molecule: messenger RNA, 2435 nt
Organism: Aphidius gifuensis
Lineage: Eukaryota; Metazoa; Arthropoda; Insecta; Hymenoptera; Braconidae
Product: 3'(2'),5'-bisphosphate nucleotidase 1
Exons: 4
Coding region: 231-1142 (303 amino acids)
Biological process (GO): phosphatidylinositol phosphate biosynthetic process
Molecular function (GO): 3'(2'),5'-bisphosphate nucleotidase activity
Source: RefSeq, a predicted model, not a curated record